AUGGACCGCGACGAGACAACGCCCCUUCUCAACAGCGAGAAUCAACACACGCCCGAGCCGGGAAGCACUACGAGAUUACCAUGGAAGCUUCUUCCUCAAUGGUCCCAGUCCCAAUGGCGCGUGAUCCUUGUAUCAGUUUUGCUCAUGCUUGCCCUCAAUUUCGGCAACAACUUGGGAGCCCCUGCGCAACUCCAGGUCAUGGAAGACAUCAUUUGCAAAAACCACUUGCGAUCAAUUAAUCCAAACGCAACCGUCACAGCCAUGGCGGUAUACGACGACAUCUGCAAAUCGCCCGCCGUGCAGAGCGAACUUGCGCUCGUAAACGGGUGGAAAUACACCUUUGAUGUUCUGCCAUCCAUCGCUUUGGCCCUACCGUACGGUGUGUUGGCAGACAAAAUCGGGCGAAAACCAGUAUUGAUAAUGGCACUUUUCUCGUUGGUGGCUUGCGAACUUUGGACGAGAAUAGUCUGCUGGUUCAAUCUACCUAUUCGCACGGUCUGGAUGGCUGGACUGUUUCAACUCUUAGGAGGUGGCGAAGCAAUGGCGACAUCGAUGCUUCUGACUCUAGUUGCGGAUGUGAUUUCACCAGAACAGAGGAGUACUACACUGAUCCAGAUGGCGUCAGUAGUAUACUUUGCCGAAAUGGUAGGGACUCCACUUAGUGCGUGGAUGAUGAAGUUCGAUGCAUGGAUUCCAUUCUGGCUUGGUAUUAUUAUCAUGGCUGUCGGUGCGUUUGUGGGGUUUUUCAUGCCGGAGACGCUUGACGUGAGACAUGAUAUCCAGGAGGAUGUAUUUGAAGAUAAUGCGCGGGACGUGGACGAGACUUCACAUUUGUCAGGCAUAAAGAAUUGCACGACCAUGGACACGGUCUUCAGCAAAGCGCAGGAAUUGAUCUCUUCUUCGAGGUUCAUAUGGACGCAGCCCCGUUUGCUAGUUUGCAUUGUCGCUGUCUUUGCCGGCAACCUUGAUAAAGCGUCGGCGUAUUUGCUCAUCCAAUAUAUAUCGACGAAAUUUAACUGGACUAUUUCUCGGGCAAGCUAUCUAAUGUCACUAAAAGGCUUCAUGUCACUUGGAACCAUGCUUCUUGGCGUACCCUUGUUUUCAUCCUUCCUGACCCGGACCCUCCGCUAUGACGCGGUUGCAAAAGAUCUAUGCAUCUCUCGAGUAUCUGCAGCGCUGGGCGUGGCGGGAUACUUUAUUAUCUUUGCGGCAGCAUCGGCGCCCUUGUUAACCGUGGGAUUGAUGUUCAUGACACUCUCUCUACCGUUUGUCUGGUCGAUGAUAGGCGUGGGGACGUCGUUUCUGGCGUCCAAAAACCAGAUUGCAACCUUUUACUCGGCAAUAUCGGUGUCGAGGUCGAUUGGGAAUGUGGUUUCCGGACCCCUGUUUGGGAGUCUGUAUGGAUGGGGCGUGCGCUCAGGGCUCGAAUGGUCGGGGCUGCCAUUUGCUGUGGCAUCACUGACUCUACUCAUGACGCUGGGCCUGAUUACCUGCAUCAGAGCGUAG
Molecule: messenger RNA, 1506 nt
Organism: Talaromyces atroroseus
Lineage: Eukaryota; Fungi; Ascomycota; Eurotiomycetes; Eurotiales; Trichocomaceae
Exons: 5
Coding region: 1-1506 (501 amino acids)
Biological process (GO): transmembrane transport
Cellular component (GO): membrane
Molecular function (GO): transmembrane transporter activity
Source: RefSeq, a predicted model, not a curated record